AUGGAAAAGAGAAAAUCCGCAACGUCAGCACCCACACAGACACCCACACCCGCGCCACACCUCCAGCACCCACACUCCCCACCCACGCCACACCUCCAGCACCCACACAGACACCUACACUCCCCACCCACGCCCACGACGCACCUCCAGCACCCACCCAGACACCCGCGCCCACGACACACCUCCAGCACCCACCCAGACACCCACGCCCACGAUACACCUCUAGUACCCACCCAGACACCCACGCCACGACGCACCUCCAGCACCCACACACACCCACGCCCACGAUACACCUCCAGCACCCACACAGACACCCACGCCCACGAUACACCUCCAGCACCCACCCAGACACCCACGCCCACGAUACACCUCUAG
This is a messenger RNA of Penaeus vannamei (Pacific white shrimp), 375 nucleotides long. The record is from RefSeq and is a predicted model, not a curated record. Lineage: Eukaryota; Metazoa; Arthropoda; Malacostraca; Decapoda; Penaeidae.